AUGCGGCUUUCAUGUGAAGUGGUGUUCCAACGUCACAAAGCCAAUCCAAAACAGCUACCAACAACAACGAAACCUCGAAAAGGUUUCGCAAUUUUGGAAAGGCUUCGACAGAAUCCCCCGCAACAUCAAAUACGAUUCGCUGUGUCAGACGAUAAAUCUGGGAAUAAAUUCGAUCUUAGCAAGGCUCCAGCGAUCAUAGACAGAUUCUUAAAACAGGGAAAAGUCACACUCACAUUUCAAUGUACUCCGGCUGUCACUGUUUUCAUAAGCAAGGCAUGCCCAGAAUCUCUUGCGACGUUCAUUGAUACUAUCAGAAAAAUUUUGCGAGGAGAAGCAGUCGACAUUCAGAAGAUUAAAAUCAAAAGUUCUGAUUUCAAACCAGCAACGAUUACAGUGAUGGCUCAACAGGACUACAAAAAGCAGAUGAUGUUAACUUCUGAGUUUCUCAGAACACUUCGAAUCGAACCUAUUGAUUUGCGGAAACCGGACAGAACAUGGAUUAGGUGCAAGAACAUCACUCAAUUGCUGAUCAAUGGAAAUGCAAUUGGAGAUCGUAAAACUGAUUUAGACGUUUUCAGUCAACUACCACAUCUGCAAAUCCUUGAACUAAAGAAUUGCCAGUUGGGGUCACUUCCGAUUCCAAUUUUUCGCGAUAUGUUCAAAACAUUGCCUGUUACAUUGAAUUCGUUAGAUUUGAGAGAAAACCAAUUGACGAUGUUUCCUCCCAUUUUCCAUCUCAGUCAGCUUCGUACUCUCAACGUAACUUUCAACAAUAUUCGCUAUCUUCCAUCCCGCAUUGGAUCGUUGCAAAAUCUUCAAAACAUUGAUCUCAGCCACAAUUCGAUGACAAUCAUGCCUUACAUAUUCCCGAAAAUUCCGAGCAUACAGCAUGUGGGGAUUCAUGCCAACGAUGAACUUGUAAGAUUAGAAGAAGAAAUUGGUCCUUUGAUAGCUAGUGAACUCGCCACCAAAGUUGAUAACCGUGACUAUGCUCAUGAAGGAGGAGUAGACACUUUGAUGACUAUUGCGGCGAAUGCCAUUCAUCGCGAAGAAAAUCGAAAUUCGUUGAAAGUCUGCCCUUACUUCUUGCCACUCUGUUUGCGAUUUCAAGUGGAAGAUUUGAUUUACGAAAAGCCAGGAAUUUCAGCUUUGGAAAUGUGCACGAGUUGCUUACGACUUCGACAUAUUCGUUACAUUCGACCGCAAGUUAUACAAUCGAGACAAAUCGCCGAUGCAGUUGAUGUCGUAGACAGAUUUGUAGUCUUCAACAACCUAUUGUGCAUUGACUGCCAUCGUCGAACCCCACAUCAUCGUGCGCUCAGGACAGCUCCACUUCAACGAGAUUUCUUCAAUUUCUCACUCUAG
Molecule: messenger RNA, 1365 nt
Organism: Caenorhabditis briggsae
Lineage: Eukaryota; Metazoa; Nematoda; Chromadorea; Rhabditida; Rhabditidae
Gene: Cbr-lrr-1
Product: Protein CBR-LRR-1
Exons: 8
Coding region: 1-1365 (454 amino acids)
Cellular component (GO): extracellular matrix
Molecular function (GO): protein binding
Source: RefSeq, a predicted model, not a curated record